Molecule: messenger RNA, 4831 nt
Organism: Salvelinus fontinalis (brook trout)
Lineage: Eukaryota; Metazoa; Chordata; Actinopteri; Salmoniformes; Salmonidae
Product: sodium/potassium/calcium exchanger 2-like
Exons: 10
Coding region: 1-1965 (654 amino acids)
Biological process (GO): long-term synaptic potentiation; intracellular calcium ion homeostasis; calcium ion transmembrane transport
Cellular component (GO): membrane
Molecular function (GO): calcium channel activity; calcium, potassium:sodium antiporter activity
Source: RefSeq, a predicted model, not a curated record
AUGGAACUGAUGCUCCCAGGUGCUGACAUGGGGCCCCAGAAGGACUCCUUCCCCCUGAGCAGAAGGCAUCACUACCUCCACGUCCGGAGAAAACUGAGGCCCAUAAGGAUUCUAGCUUUCGUCCUCAGCAUUGUGACUCUCAGCACAGUCUUCUCAUUGGGUGCCUUCCAGUGGACUACUUCUUCUACUGGGCUUGAUGGAAAUGGAGGUGAUCUACAUUCCUCCUCCCCCGCUGCUAUGUCCGGGGGAGCCCUACUGCAGUUGGCCCCCCGCAGAACUCUGCUCACCAUCAAGCACCAGGGAGGCCACAACGUCUCUAUGAUGGAGGACAUGCCCGUGGCCAUGAAGUCUUCCAUGGAUGAGAUGGGGGACUACCCCACGGAUCUCUUCAACCUGGAGCAGAGAAGGCAGGGGGCUGUGAGUCUGCACAUGUUUGGGAUGUUGUACAUGUUCAUCGCCUUAGCCAUUGUGUGCGACGAGUUCUUUGUCCCGGCCCUAACUGUGAUCACAGAGAAACUUCAGAUCUCGGACGACGUUGCCGGGGCAACCUUCAUGGCGGCCGGGGGUUCCGCCCCAGAACUUUUCACCUCCGUCAUCGGGGUGUUCAUCUCCCACAGCAACGUGGGCAUAGGAACCAUUGUGGGUUCGGCCGUGUUCAACAUCCUGUUUGUCAUCGGGAUGUGCGCGUUGUUCUCCAAGGAGGUUCUCCAGCUGACCUGGUGGCCCCUCUUUAGAGACGUCUCCUUCUACAUCAUUGGUCUCCUGAUGCUCAUCCUGUUUUUUUUGGAUAACCAGAUCUUUCUGUGGGAAAGUAUCGCCUUGCUGAUGUGCUACGUUUGUUAUGUGACAUUUAUGAAGUUCAACGCACCUGUAGAGACCUUCAUAAAGAGUAAAUUGGGCCAGAAUCAAGUGGAAGAGGUGGAGGCCGCUCCUAAGUUGGAGUCUGAUUCAUUGCUCUCAGAUGUUAUAUACUCAGAGUCACACUCUUACGGAGCCCAGGCAACCACGGGUGACGACGAAAACAAGUUGACGGCCAAACCCCGUCUCCAGAGAGGAGGCUCAUCGGCCUCCCUCCACAACACCCUGAUGAGGAAUAGCAUUUUCCAGCUCAUGAUCCAUACACUGGACCCCCUCAGUGAGGGUGAGGGACUGGGGGGGCGAUUCAAAGAGAAGGCCUCCAUUCUUCACAAGAUGGCCAAACAGAAAUGUCAAGAUGGCGGGGAGGGGGAAAAACCCAACGGUGUCGCAGACAAAAACAUCCCCAACAGUUCCAACGUAACAGUGGAAGUCACUUCGCCUGCAAACGGCGACGUAGGACCGGCUGAGGAGGAGGAGGAAGAUGAGGAUGCUCCUCUGAGUUUGGAGUGGCCGGCGACGAACCGCAAACGAAUAACGUAUCUCCUUAUCCUCCCCAUUGUCUUCCCCCUGUGGCUCUCUCUGCCCGAUGUCAGGAGAAAGACUUCCACAAAAUUCUUCCCCAUAACUUUCAUUGGUUCCAUCUGUUGGAUUGCUGCCUUCUCCUACCUCAUGGUGUGGUGGGCUCAUCAGGUUGGAGAGACCUUCUGGAUUACAGAGGAGAUCAUGGGAUUGACCAUAUUAGCAGCUGGUACAUCAAUCCCUGAUCUAAUCACCAGUGUCAUUGUAGCCCGGAAAGGCCUUGGUGACAUGGCUGUGUCCAGCUCUGUGGGCUCCAACAUAUUUGACAUUACCGUGGGCCUGCCGUUCCCUUGGCUCAUCUACGGCCUAGUCAAUGACUUCAAGGCGGUGCAGGUGAGCAGCAACGGCCUCUUCUGCGCCAUCGUGCUCCUCUUCCUCAUGUUGCUCUUCGUCAUCAUCUCCAUCGCCUCCUGCAAGUGGAAGAUGAGCAAGGUUCUGGGAGGCCUCAUGUUUUUACUGUACAUCUUCUUCCUGGUAACCAGCGUCUUGCUGGAAGACAAGGUCAUCGUGUGUCCCAUCUCCAUCUGAAGGCCCCACUUCAACCCCAACCUCCUGGAAACACAAACACACCUUCUCUCUCACACACAUAUACAGUAAACACAAUCAUUUGAUCCUCCCGUUAUCAAUGGGGGCUUCCAUUGGGAGGAGCAGUAGAAAACUAGCAUGACUUGAUUGACUUCAAAUGCCCGAGCACAACCUGCAAAUGAUCAUUUGUGAACUUUGAGCAGGGCAGACGGACCUGUCGAUGAGCGAUUGAUUCACGAUGCUACUGCCCAAUGGAAUGGGUUUCUCUCCACGUCACAUGACCACAUCCGAGAGCUUGCAUUGGUUUAAAUCCGUCAUUGACUGACAAACAGGCGAUUGUAAUCACGCCCAUGUCGGAGAGUAGGGGACCACGUCUGGUUACUCCAAUCCAGAGGACUAUGUGAUGUGAUUAGAGAAUGCAUUUGAAUUAGUCAGGUAUCAACUGUCCAUCGGUCAAAAACGUUGAUGGCUGUAUGAAGUGGAGCUCUGGAAAAGGUCCUGCAUUGUCCUAACCAGAAAGUGGAACCUGGCAGGGAAAUGGAAGAGAGGUUCAACGGAUGCAAGAAAUAUCAAGGCAUGAGGAACAUGGUUGGAUCCACCAACAGGUAGACCAAAGAGCAGCUCCUCAGCUUUCAUCGAGUUUACCGAACUCCAGUAAAUCGAGAUCAAUUUGCACAGGUCCUUGUUAUAAGAGUGUCUGAAGAUUGCGUGGAUCAAGUGGAAGUGUUUUUCUUGAUUUUUGUAAAUUAGUUUUCAGUUGUAUUUAUAUUACAAUUGCUUAAUUUGCAAAGCCCAAAAGGUUUUUGUUCUCAAAUCAAAAUCUAGAAUUUGUACAGUUCUGAUUUGGUUUAUAACUGUUACAUGUUUGUAUGAACUUGCAAAGUUUGGAAAGGUAAACGUGUAAAUGAAGAGAAAAUGGUAGUAAUAUGACGAGGGUGGUUUUGUUUGGGACAAUUUUGUUAAGUAAAUACAAUGUAGUACUUGUAAUUUAUCUUCUGUUUCUUAAGCCCAACCCAUAUUUUUCAAACUUGUUUGACAUUUAAUAUUAAGGUGAUCGAGUUGAGCAAAUCUAUUGUACCUAAUGCUACAACAUUUUUAUGGUUGAAAAUGUAACAAUAUAUAUAGUAUAUAUAUACACAGUACCCACUUAUUCUAUAUGCAAAUCAGCUGAGGAACAUGACAAAUGUAAAUAGUUAAAAUGGUCGACAGGUGUGAUGUAGGGACACACUAUAUUAAAUCACUUUCAGUGUGCAACCCCGUUCAAUUAAAUGUAUUUAUAAAGCCCUUUUCACAUCAGCAGAUGUCAAAGUCCUAUACAGAAAUCAAGACUAAAACCCCAAACAGUGCAGAUGUGAAAGUGAAAAAUAUGUGAAGGGGUUGUGAACUCUGUACAAAUGAUCAGUUUUCCAUGUUUGAUGCAGUUUGUAUGUUUCAGAAUCAUAUAGAGAUAUAAAUAUAUAUUUUUUUAUACGUUAUUUCUUUGCUUGUUUUCUCUAUAUAAGAGCAAACAGUAACAUGUAUAUCUGAAUAACAUCUUGUAAUUUUCUCUCACUUUUGAUCAACUGAACAGAAUAAGGGGUUUAAGAUUUUAUAUUGACCAAAGCAAAAUAGCAUGUGAAUGAUAUUCUUAGAAUAAUCAAUAGUUCUACUCUGUAAAAAAAAUCGAUAUGUUUCUUCUCCACUAUAAGAUCGAUCAUAAAACAUGUCUAACUAUUUAGUUGCUUCAGAAUUGUUACCUUACCAUUGCUGUAUGGCGCUUGCCCUUUGACUGGCAACGGCAAAGCAUAUCUCUAUCACAGGAUUCUCCAACCAUGUUUCUGGAGCGCUACCUAGGUUUUCAAUCCAACCACAGAUGGAACUAACCUGAGUCGGUUUAUCAACCAACUAAUUAUUAGAAUCAGGUGCGCUAGAUUAGGGUUUGAGCGAAAAUUCACAAGACGUUAGCUCUCUAGGAACAGGUUUGGUCAACUGAUCUUGCUGCUCUAGCACCUGCUCUAGCACAUGAAGCAUACAGUAUGUGCAUUACCACAAUUAAGUUGUUUUCUUAUAAAUAGUUGUUAAGAUAACAAGCCCAAUUUUGCAAUACUUGUACCAUAAUAGUGACUUGUUAUAUUAUCACACCCUAGUGGGCAAAACUGGUGUAAAAUAUGUCUUUUCGAAAGAGAUGUGUUGUGGAAACAACGUAUUUUGAACCAUAUUUGCUCACUGGGAUAUACUAUAUGUGAUUUUUAACAAUAAUUGAACCAUCUGAAACUGAUAUGGCAAAAAAAGAAAAAAAAUGAGCUACUAUAUUGACAACUAAAAUAAUGGAUUAUCUUUGUUAAAAGUUUUUCCAUGUAUUACUGUAACCCCCGUCACUUUUCGUUAAUUUCUCUAAGCCAAUUUCAUCAUUGUCAAUUUGUUUUCUCUCGUGUAUGCAAUGUUUAUGCAUACAAACAGUUUGUAAACUGUAAUGUAAACUCAAAAACAUGAUAAUUCAAUUUGAUGUUUAUACCAAUAUCGCUUCCACUGUUUUAGGGUUUAAUGUUAUUGAUAUGUAUAGAACAUGUUUAAAUUACAGAUAACUUCAUGACUUUAGACAUCCACGUUGCAUUAAUAAAGAAAGGACUUUCAUAUAGUGGGUAAUUUCUUGAUCUUUUUUCAAUGGAUGUUAUGCGUGUGUAACAUUUAAUGUAUGGAUGAGUAGGAAGGUAAAACGGUCGAUAUACAGAACUAUAUGGACAGUGUGGAAGUCUAUCAUAAUAAUACAGAACAAACAAUGAAUGGCAAUGCUUUUAUAUUUCUGUUACAUACCAUAUAUUUAAGUAUGAAUCAUGUAUAUGAAUCAUAAUCAUGUAUACUUGAAUCAUGUCAAAUAUUGUAAAACUCA